Molecule: messenger RNA, 729 nt
Organism: Juglans regia (Persian walnut)
Lineage: Eukaryota; Viridiplantae; Streptophyta; Magnoliopsida; Fagales; Juglandaceae
Exons: 1
Coding region: 1-729 (242 amino acids)
Source: RefSeq, a predicted model, not a curated record
AUGGAGGCGGAGGAACUGGCAUCACGAUGGGAAAGGCUUCAUCUCUCCAAGGAAGAAAGUGCUUGCUUCCAUGUCCAGCAGAAGAGGCUCCACGAUGACAUAAGAAGCGGGAAGUACUGUAUUGUUGGGAAAGCUUUGACGGAAAAGGGAGUGAAUAGCGAAGGAUUCAGAAUAACAAUGUCUCAAAUAUGGAGGCUGGAUGGGUGGGUGACGUUUAAGGAACUUGGUGAUCAAUGCUUCUUGAUCGAGUUUCAGAAGAUAGAAGACAAAGAAAAGGUACUGAGUGGACGCCCAUGGUUUUUUGACAGACACCUCCUCACCAUGAUGGAGGUUGACGAGAAGGAAUCCAUAGAUGGUUUGAAGUUCUGCUUUGAGCCAUUCUGGAUACAGUUACACAACCUCCCACUUUCAGUCAUGACAGAAGAUUUCAGUGAGCAGUUUGCAGAAGCUAUAGGCCCGGUUAUAAGAGUAGAAGCAGAGGCAGAUGGACGUGCAUGGGGCAGAUGCCUAAGAGUUAGGGUGGUUGUGGACCUUAACAGACCUCUACUUCGAGGGAAAUGGCUAAGGCUGGAUGACAAGCAACACUGGAUCUCAUUCAAAUACGAGAGGCUGCAAAACUUUUGCUUUCAGUGUGGUAUUCUUAGUCACAAAGGCAAAGGUUGCUUGAAUGCUCGUAAUACACAGCAAGGAGAGACUGUGCCCCUAGCUCAGUUUGGUCCAUGGCUCUGA